AUGCCGGGCAAAAUUGACGCCUACGUCGAUUGCGUAUCGCCGUAUUCAUACUAUGCGACGCUAUACCUUAGGAAGAAUCGCAAGGCAUUAGAGUCGCAUGGUAUCGAGAUUGAAUUCCAUCCGGUCUUCCUUGGCGGUAUCAAUGUCGGAUCAGGAAACAAACCCCCCUGGACCCUCCCCGCCAAAGCAGCGUACUCCAAAUUCGACUCAGCGCGAGCCUGUAAAUACUUUGGCGUUGAGCCGAUCCAACCACCUUCUUUCUUCCCAAUCCUCUCAAUCCUGCCCCAACGCUGCAUGAUAUACAUCAAACUCAACCACCCGCGCGAAAAAUACGAAACAACCUUCCUCUCCCUAUGGGAAUCGAUGUUUUAUAAGGGCAUUGACAUCAGCAAGCCAGAAAACCUAGCAGAAGUCUUCCGAAGCAAUGGAUACUCCGAUGCCGAGAUUAAGGAGAUCCUCGCUUCGGCGGCCAAGGCUGAAUUCAAGGAGGCUUUGACGGCUAAUACGCAGACUGCGCUGGAUAAGGGUGCGUAUGGUGCACCAUGGUUUUGGGUGAAGAAUUCUGAGGGGAAGGAGGAGCCUUUCUUUGGAAGUGAUCGGUUUGCGUUUAUGUGGAUGUACCUUGGAUUGCCGUUCCAGGAUGUUGCUAUUGUUGAGGGAAGUGAGAAGUCGAAGCUUUAG
Molecule: messenger RNA, 681 nt
Organism: Penicillium antarcticum
Lineage: Eukaryota; Fungi; Ascomycota; Eurotiomycetes; Eurotiales; Aspergillaceae
Product: putative DSBA family oxidoreductase
Exons: 6
Coding region: 1-681 (226 amino acids)
Biological process (GO): glutathione metabolic process
Cellular component (GO): mitochondrion; peroxisome
Molecular function (GO): glutathione transferase activity; glutathione peroxidase activity
Source: RefSeq, a predicted model, not a curated record